UUUUAUUUAUUAUUUGUAGCAGAAAUGGCGACCUCUCUGAGCGCACCAAGGCUGAGCACAACCUUCUCUUCUUCCCCAACCCUACAAACCCUCCGUAGAACCCUUCCAAUCUCUCUCUCUCAUCCCUUUCUCUCUCCUCACUCUCCCUCCUCUCCUCUCUUUCUCUCUCCUCGCCGCCUCCGUCCCUCUUUCUCUCACCACCACCACCGUCGCUUCUCAGCUCGAGCGGAGUCCGAUAAUGGCGCCGAGCCUCGCCACUACGAUUUCGACCUCUUCACUGUCGGCGCCGGCAGCGGCGGCGUUAGGGCUUCUCGUUUCGCCGCCAAUUUCGGCGCUUCCGUUGCCGUCUGUGAGCUUCCUUUCGCCACCAUAUCUUCCGAAACUAGCGGAGGCGUUGGGGGAACGUGUGUGCUUCGUGGAUGUGUACCAAAGAAACUACUUGUGUUCGCAUCCAAAUAUUCUCACGAAUUUGAAGAGAGUCAUGGUUUUGGAUGGAAAUAUGAAACUGAACCCAAGCAUGAUUGGAGCACCCUGAUGGCUAAUAAGAAUGCUGAAUUGCAGCGCCUUAUUGGUAUCUACAAGAACAUUCUGAAAAAUGCUGGUGUCACUUUGAUUGAAGGGCGUGGAAAGAUUGUGGACCCACACACAGUGGAUGUAGAUGGGAAACUCUACUCGGCAAGGCACAUACUAGUUGCAGUUGGGGGACGCCCUUCCAUUCCUGAAAUUCCCGGAAGUGAAUAUGCAAUAGAUUCAGAUGCAGCCCUUGAUUUGCCUUCAAGACCUGAAAAAAUCGCAAUAGUUGGGGGAGGUUACAUUGCACUUGAAUUUGCUGGCAUCUUUAAUGGUUUGAGAAGUGACGUCCAUGUAUUCAUACGACAGAAAAAGGUUUUGAGAGGUUUUGAUGAGGAGGUCAGAGAUUUUGUUGCAGAACAGAUGUCUCUAAGAGGGAUUGAAUUUCACACAGAGGAGUCACCUCAGGCUAUCAUUAAAUCGGCAGAUGGUUCACUAUCUUUGAAAACUAACAGAGGAACAGUUGAAGGUUUUUCUCAUAUUAUGUUUGCAACAGGCCGCAAGCCUAAUACAAAGAAUUUGGGGUUGGAGAAGGUAGGGGUAAAAAUGGCAAAGAAUGGAGCAAUAGAGGUUGAUGAGUUCUCCCGUACAUCAGUUCCAUCCAUUUGGGCUGUUGGAGAUGUUACAGAUAGGGUGAAUUUAACUCCAGUUGCUUUAAUGGAGGGAGGGGCAUUGGCGAAAACUCUUUUUAGGAAUGAACCAACAAAACCGGAUCAUAGGGCUAUUCCAUCUGCUGUGUUUUCCCAGCCACCUAUUGGACAAGUCGGCCUUACGGAAGAACAGGCUGUAAAUGAAUAUGGUGAUGUUGACAUCUUCACAGCAAACUUGAGGCCCUUAAAGGCUACACUUUCUGGACUUCCAGACCGGAUUUUCAUGAAACUUAUAGUAUGUGCAAAGACAAACAAAGUCCUUGGGUUGCACAUGUGUGGAGAGGAUUCACCAGAAAUUGUGCAGGGAUUUGCAGUUGCUGUGAAAGCUGGCUUGACAAAGGCUGAAUUGGAUGCCACAGUGGGUAUUCACCCUACUUCAGCUGAGGAGUUUGUCACUAUGAGGACUCCUACAAGGAAGAUUCGAAACGGCCCUCCACCGGAGGGGACGAUGGACUCUGUGGUUAAAGCUGCAGCAGGGGUUUAGCAUUGUACCACAUUUCAUUUUUAGGUAGGUUGCCUUUGGAUAUUGAAGGUCGAAUCCCACUAAUGGAAUACAGAAACCUGGAUGUUGACUCACAGCAGUGAUCUUGGAAGGAUUGUGAAGAGCAUAGGAUGUCGAGGCUAUGGAUGAUCGAUCCUCAGUAAUGGAUAAAGUUUUGAGUAGUAGUUGCUUAGUAACGUAGUGUGAUUUUUGUUCCUUCAAAAAGCCAAAAGCCAAUGAUAUAUAGUAAACAGUUCGUUACCCUUCCCCUCCCCCACCGUCGAUCAGUGAUGGUCCAAAUCCAAUAUUGUACACUAGCAGAAUGCAUAUUAGCCACAGAUAAGUUAUUGCAAUGCCUACAGAGCGAUGGUUUCACGAUGAAGUUUUUUUUUUUUUUGGUUUGUUUUUGGUCUAUUUAAUACAAAUGAUAUAUAUUUCUUGCUCGAACUGAGGAUUUGGGUUCAAAUUGAGGAUUUGCUAGGAGUCCGAAAUAAGUUCCAUUGUAAAUCUAUGAAACUGUAACUUCUAGUGAUGAUUUUGAAACAUUGGUAUGUUGCACUCAACUGUAUUCUGAAUUUUUUAUUGGUGUA
This is a messenger RNA of Camellia sinensis, 2291 nucleotides long. RefSeq names its product glutathione reductase (gene GR). The record is from RefSeq and is a predicted model, not a curated record. Gene Ontology annotation, cellular component: cytosol; mitochondrion. Gene Ontology annotation, biological process: glutathione metabolic process; cellular response to oxidative stress; cell redox homeostasis. Gene Ontology annotation, molecular function: flavin adenine dinucleotide binding; NADP binding; glutathione-disulfide reductase (NADPH) activity. NCBI's taxonomy places the organism in Eukaryota, Viridiplantae, Streptophyta, Magnoliopsida, Ericales, Theaceae.